CGUUAUCAAAAAAUCAGCUGCUUCAGUGUUGAACACCAUCAGUGCCGGUAUUGUCUCUGGCACCAAAUAUUUAUAAAAGACACCUGAAAUUGGUUCAAAAUCAAUGAAAAUAUUAAACAGUAUGUGCCACAAUGUGUUUGCGUUCCGGAGGAAACUGCCACAUCUGCUGCCAUUCACAACUCGUCAGUGGUGCUCACAAACCGGUACAUCAAGAUUACGGAUUCUGUUCUUCGGAACAGACAACUUUUCGUUACCCAGCCUGAAGGUUCUCAAUGAAAACUUGAAAUCGGCCGGAACCGUAUCGUCCCUGGAAGUGGUGACAUCGUUCAAGGCCAAACAGAACCCACUCAAGCUGUACUCGGAAGCGGAACAGUUGCAGCUGCAUGAUUGGCCUCUGAAGCGGCCAUCCGUAGGAGUGGAUUUUGAUCUCGGUGUGGUCGUGUCCUUUGGGCACUUGAUUCCCGAAUCUUUGAUAUCUGCAUUUCGUUUGGGAAUGUUGAACGUUCACGCUAGUUUGUUACCAAAACUAAGGGGAGCUGCUCCAAUUGUGCACGCUAUUCGAAAUGGUGAUACGGAAACGGGAAUCACCAUCAUGAAGAUCAAACCCAGGCAUUUCGAUAUCGGAGAGAUACUGACCCAAAGAAGGGUUCCAAUAUCGGAACAUAUACUGAUGCCGGAGCUUCAUAGUCAAUUAGCAGAUAUCGGUGCCUCUACGCUACUUCAUUGCAUCGAAAAUUUGGAUCGGUACUAUUCCAAGUCAAAGGUUCAAAAUAGUCCGGAUGCUACUUAUGCUCCAAAAAUAGAGGCCAAGUUCUGCGAAGUUCGAUGGGCAGAGAUGACCGCCAAACAGGUUUAUGAUUUGUAUCGUUCUUUGUAUUCGUACAAACCAUUGAUCACACGAUUGGGAAAAGAUCCGGUGAAAAUAUUUAGGCUCAGUUACUCAUCCGAACGAGAUUCGGAGCUUCAAGCAGGAUUUAUUCGAUACUGUCGAAAAACCAAGCGAUUACGAGUCGGUUGUCAAGAUAGAAGUACGGUCGUUAUCGAACAGCUGUCUAUUGGAGGAAAAAAAGUUAUGAGUGCUCAAGAAUUCAGCAAUGGUUUUCUUAGUAAAAUAGAACCCCCUGAUAGAGUGUUUCGGUAGAUUAAUAGAAGGAAUUCUGAAAGUCGAACACUAUAUUUGCUGUUUCAUUCCCUCUUGAUUUUUUUUUAAUUUUAUUUUGUUUAAACCCUUUGGUGCAGAUGAUGAUCCUAACCCUUGAUUACAAUCUAUGGCAAAACAUGAUAAUUAAUACACCAGGCCAUGUUUAUCAAUUCCAUGUUUAUCGAAUUGACAUUUUUCGUAACAUCCCCCCGCCCCCUAUGUCACACUUUAUGUAUAGAGCAUCUGAAAGAUUUAUAUGUAUCGUCACACUUCAGACAACCCUCUUUUAAGCGCUACGUUAUUUAUGAAUGUUUCCUUAGUUUUUGAAAUUUAUUCACUUUUUCCAAAGGUUGAUUUUUUGUUACAAAGUAAAUAUUUUAAGAAAAA
This is a messenger RNA of Armigeres subalbatus, 1528 nucleotides long. RefSeq names its product methionyl-tRNA formyltransferase, mitochondrial. Lineage: Eukaryota; Metazoa; Arthropoda; Insecta; Diptera; Culicidae. The record is from RefSeq and is a predicted model, not a curated record. Gene Ontology annotation, molecular function: methionyl-tRNA formyltransferase activity. Bases 104 to 1141 code for a protein of 345 amino acids. The transcript is spliced from 5 exons. Gene Ontology annotation, cellular component: mitochondrion. Gene Ontology annotation, biological process: conversion of methionyl-tRNA to N-formyl-methionyl-tRNA; biosynthetic process.